AUGUAAUAAGCUAUUCCUAAUAUAACACCAGAAGUUAAAUAAAGAUUGGAAGAUUAGGGAUUCAAGCCAUUUAAAUACAGACCUUUGCCAGAAUAUGCAAAUCCACAUUCACUUUAAUAUUGGCUGACUAAUGCUGGUUUAGGACUCGUUUGUCUUGUUGGCAGACAUUAUGCUACAUCCCAAUAAUCCAUUAGAAUAAUAUGGUCUGCAUCUGCUGUAUUCAUUCCUCUAUACGCCAUUGCUACAAAUGCUAAACUUGAUGGAUUGAGAUAAAACAAUUUUUAUAGAAAAACAUUGGAUGAUAGACUUGAAUUGCAUCCAUUGACCAGGAGAGCUUGGGAAAGAGCCAAGUAAACUCACAAGGAGUAUUAGGAUCAAUUGAGAGAGGAGAUUGCUACUUUGGAAGCAGAGUUAAGGAAAUGAAAUUAUUGCAUAUAAAAAUAAAUUAUAUAAUCAUGAAUUAUUAAC
Molecule: messenger RNA, 468 nt
Organism: Paramecium tetraurelia
Lineage: Eukaryota; Ciliophora; Oligohymenophorea; Peniculida; Parameciidae
Exons: 3
Source: RefSeq, a predicted model, not a curated record